UCCAACAGUUUGUCUACUGUGUCUCUGUGAUGACAAUUCUCUUAUGUAAAGGUGGUCAAUCACAGACACCCGGUGUGUCCAUCAGGUUAGCUGGGUCUGGAGCAACACAGUGUUCUGGCAGAGUUGAAAUUUAUUACAAUAACAUCUGGGGAACAGUCUACGGUAAUGGCUGGGACUUAAACGAGGCUGAGGUUGUUUGCAGACAGUUAAACUGUGGAACAGCAAUACAGGCUCCUCUAUCAUCUUACUAUAGUCCAGAAGCUAAACAAAUUUGGCUUUAUAAUGUGGCCUGUUCGGGAAGUGAAAGUUCUUUAACUCAGUGUCGUUACUCUGGAUGGGGAAUGUACAAUAAUAAUUAUUAUUAUGAUGCUGGUGUCAUCUGUUCAGAUCUGAUCAGAUUAACUGGAUCUGGAUCGACUCGAUGUUCUGGCAGAGUUGAAGUUUACCACAAUAACAGCUGGGGAACAGUCUGUGAUGAUGGCUGGGAUGUAAAUGAUGCUGCAGUGGUUUGCAGACAGUUAAACUGUGGGUCGGCACUGGAAGUUCCUCAAUCAGCUCACUUUGGUGCAGGAACUGGACAGAUUUGGCUUGAUAAUGUGGGCUGUUCAGGAAAUGAAAGUUCUCUAAUUGAAUGUAACGGCAGUGGAUUUGGGACAUACAGUUGUGGAAAUCACCAUGAUGCUGAUGUCAUCUGUUCAGAUCUGAUCAGAUUAUCUGGGUCUGGAUCGACUCGAUGCUCUGGAAGAGUUGAAAUUUAUUACAAUAACAUCUGGGGAACAGUCUGUGAUGAUUACUGGGACUUAAAAGACGCUCAGGUUGUUUGCAGACAGAUAAACUGUGGGACGGCACUAGAGGCUCCUCGAUCAGCUCUCUUUGGUGCAGGAAGUGGACAGAUUUGGCUUGAUAACAUGGACUGUUCAGGAAAUGAAAGUUCUCUAAUUGAAUGUAAAUACAACCAAUUUGGAACAAAUAACUGUGGACAUCAACAAGACGCUGGUGUCAUCUGUUCAGGUCCAAUCAGAUUAGUUGGAUCUGGAUCGACUCGAUGCUCUGGAAGAGUUGAAAUCUAUCACAAUAACAGCUGGGGAACAGUCUGCGAUGAUGGCUGGGACUUAAAUGAUGCUGAGGUGGUUUGCAGACAGUUAAACUGUGGGUCGGCACUAGAAGCUCCUCAUUCAGCUUACUAUGGUGCAGGAACUGGACAGAUUUGGCUUGAUCAUGUGACCUGUUCAGGAGGUGAAAGUUCUCUUACUGAGUGUCAGCACAGUGGAUUUGGAACAAACAACUGUGGACAUGGUCAGGAUGCUGCUGUCAUCUGUUCAGAUCUGAUCAGAUUAGCUGGCUCUGGAUCGACUCGAUGUUCUGGCAGGGUUGAAGUUUAUCACAAUAACAGCUUUGGAACAGUCUGUGAUGAUGACUGGGACUUAAACGAUGCUGAGAUCGUUUGUAGACAGUUAAACUGUGGGACCGCAAGGGGGGCUCCUCGAUCAGCUCACUUUGGUGCAGGAACUGGACAGAUUUGGCUUGAUCGUGUGACCUGCUCAGGAAGUGAAGGCUCAUUAACUCAGUGUCAACAUGGUGGUUUUGGAACAAACAACUGUGUACAUAAUCAAGAUGCUGGUGUCGUCUGUUCUGAUCUGAUCAGAUUAGUUGGAUCUGGAUCGACUCGAUGUUCUGGAAGAGUUGAAAUAUUUCACAAUAACAGCUGGGGAACAGUCUGUGAUGAUAGCUGGGACUUGAACGAUGCUCACGUGGUUUGCAGAGAGUUAAACUGUGGGACGGCACUAGGAGCUCCUCCAUUCGCUCAGUUUGGUGCAGGAACUGGACAGAUUUGGCUUGAUAAUGUGACCUGUUCAGGAAAUGAAGAAUCUUUAGCUCAGUGUCAACACAAUGGAUUUGGAUCAAACAAAUGUGGACAUGAUCACGAUGCUGGUGCCAUCUGCUCAGGUGUUCCCAUCAGAUUAACUGGAUCUGGAUCGACUCGAUGUUCUGGCAGAGUUGAAGUUUAUUACAAUAACAUCUGGGGAACAGUCUGUGAUAAUGGCUGGGAUGUAAAUGAUGCUCAGGUGGUUUGCAGACAGUUAAACUGUGGGACAGCACUACAGGCUCUUCCAUCAGCUUACUUUGGUGCAGGAACUGGACAGGUUUGGUUUUCGUAUAUGGCCUGUUCAGGAAAUGAAAAUUCUUUAACAGAGUGUCAACACAGUGGAUUUGGAACAAACUACUGUGGACAUCAACAAGAUGCUGGUGUCUUCUGUUCAGGUCUGGUCAGAUUAGCCGGGUCUGGAUCGACUCGAUGUUCUGGCAGAGUUGAAAUUUAUCACAAUAACAGCUGGGGAACAGUCUGUGAUGAUGGCUGGGACUUAAAUGAUUCUCAGGUUGUUUGCAGACAGUUAAACUGUGGGACAGCACUGCAGGCUCCUCGAUCAGCUCGCUUUGGUGCAGGAACUGGACAGAUUUGGCUUGAUAAUGUGGCCUGUUCAGGAAAUGAAAGUUCUCUGACUGAGUGCCAACACAGUGGAUUUGGAUCAAACAGCUGUGGACAUGGUCAGGAUGCGGGUGUGAUCUGUUCAGGUACAGUUAGAGUAGUUGGAUCUGGAUCAACUCGAUGUUCUGGUAGAGUUGAAGUUUAUCACAAUAACAGCUGGGGAACAGUCUGUGAUAAUGGCUGGGAUGUAAAUGAUGCUCACGUGGUUUGCAGAGAGUUAAACUGUGGGACAGCACUACAGGCUCCUCGAUCAGCUUACUUUGGUGCAGGAACUGGACAGAUUUGGCUUGAUAACAUGGGCUGUUCAGGGUAUGAAAGUUCUUUAAUUGAGUGUAAACACAGUGGAUUUGGAACAAACUACUGUGGACAUCAACAAGAUGCUGGUGUCAUCUGUUCAGGUCCAGUCCGGUUAGUUGGGUCUGGAUUGACUCGAUGCUCUGGAAGAGUUGAAUUCUAUUAUGGCAACAUCUGGGGAACAGUCUGUGACAAUGGCUGGGACUUAAAUGAUGCAGAGGUGGUGUGCAGAGAGUUAAACUGUGGGACGGCACUACAGGCUCCUCGAUCAGCUUACUUUGGGGCAGUAGUUCAACAGAUUUGGCUUGAUAAUGUGACCUGUUCAGGAAAUGAAAGUUCUCUAACUCAGUGUCAACAUCUUGGAUUUGGAACACACACCUGUGGAUAUUAUCAGACUGCUGGUGUCAUUUGUUCAGGUCUGAUCAGAUUAGUUGGAUCUGGAUCGACUCCAUGCUCUGGAAGAGUUGAAAUCUAUCACAAUAGCAGCUGGGGAACAGUCUGUGAUGAUUCCUGGGACUUAAACGAUGCCGCAGUGGUUUGCAGGCAGUUAAACUGUGGACCGGCACUUCAGGCUCCUCGAUCAGCUCACUUUGGUGCAGGAACUGGACAGAUUUGGCUUGACAAUGUGACCUGUUCAGGAAAUGAAAAUUCUCUAACUGAGUGUCAGCACAGUGCAUUUGGAUCAAAAAAGUGUGGACAUGAUAAAGAUGCUGGUGUCAUCUGUUCAGGUCCGAUCAGAUUAGUUGGAUCUGGAUCGACUCGAUGCUCUGGCAGAGUGGAAAUCUAUCACAAUAACAUCUGGGGAACAGUCUUUGAUUUUAACUGGGACUUAAAUGAUGCUGAGGUGGUUUGUAGACAGUUAAACUGUGGACCGGCACUACAGGCUCCUCGGUUUUCUUACUUUGGUGCAGGAACUGGACAGAUUUGGCUUUAUAAUGUUGCCUGUUCAGGAAGUGAAAGCUCUCUGACUGAGUGUCAAAACAGUGGAUGGGGAACAUACAUCUAUGGACAUGGCAAUGACGCAGGUGUUAUCUGUUCAGGUCCAGUCAGAUUAACUGGGUCUGGAUCGACUCGAUGUUCUGGCAGAGUUGAAGUUUACUACAAUAACAUCUGGGGAACAGUCUGUGUUGACGGCUGGGACUUAAAUGAUGCCGCGGUGGUUUGCAGAGAGCUGAACUGUGGGACGGCAGUAAAGACUCCUCAAUCGGCUCAGUUUGGUGCAGGAACUGGACAGAUUUGGCUUGAUAAUGUGACCUGUUCAGGAAAUGAAAGUUCUCUAACUGACUGUAAACACAGUGGAUUUGUAAUAAAAAAAUGUGAACGUGGUCAGAGCGCUACUGUCAUCUGUUCAGCUUCACGGAAAAAGUUCUCGGUGAAACUGAAUCUGGCUGAUGUCAACUCCCAAGUGGACAUGACAGACCCCGCUGUGAGGGAGAACAUCUUGAAAUGGGUUGAAAAGAAGUUGGGAGGUUCAUCUGAUGACGUAAAAGUGAGCUGGCAGAAACUUCCAGAAAAGAAAAGGCUCAAAAAGCAAGAGACGUGUCCUCCAUAGUUCAGUCUGUUUGUUUCCAAAACUGUAUAAAAAAAGACCUAAUGUUAUAAAAAACCUUUAAAAAGCACCUUAUUGAUUCAUUCCAUAUUUUUAUAAAGUAUAUCUGCUUUUUGUGCUUGUUUACUGUUGUGCUGCAUUUAGUUGUAAGCCAAACGUAACCUGUUAAAGAGUGCUAACUUCAAUGGAUUUAGCAAAUAUUUUCUGUGAUGAAUUUUCAACAGUGAUGAGUUUGGUUUGUCUCAGCAAAGAGACUAUCAAAUUUAGAUUUUACUUGACUUUACUUUAUAAUUGAAGUCUAUAUAUUAAACACAACAGCAAGAUCAUUCUGUUAGGAUCCAUUUCAAUAUAAACCUGCAUAUUCAAGAAGCCUCAAAUUAUUUUGUCUUUACUAAUGAAAAACGCUUCUUUUUAUGAGACCAAUACUUAAAUAGGACACACAUAGCAGGAGACCUUUGGCUUCUUCAAUAAUGUGUUUAAGUUAGAUAAUGAUUUCUCUUCCCUUUGUGUUUGUUUUUCAUGAGAGUGUGUAGUUCUGCUUUGUUUGUUGCUCUUAUUUUACUUACUUGGAUUCAGUAAUGAUCAAUUAAUAAUUAUUGUGAAUU
Messenger RNA from Haplochromis burtoni (Burton's mouthbrooder), 4936 nucleotides. Its product is annotated as deleted in malignant brain tumors 1 protein. The transcript has 17 exons. NCBI's taxonomy places the organism in Eukaryota, Metazoa, Chordata, Actinopteri, Cichliformes, Cichlidae. The record is from RefSeq and is a predicted model, not a curated record. Bases 30 to 4334 code for a protein of 1434 amino acids. Gene Ontology annotation, cellular component: membrane.